AUGAUCAAUUCUCAGGACAAGGAGUUGAUCAAACGGGCAAUCCCCAAGGCCUCCAAUAAGAUAUUGGCGGCCGCCGUGGCGAGGUUGUACAUCGCCUAUCCGGAGCCCGACCAUUGGACUCCUACGGGACUCGCAGGCGCCAUAGUGCUAGUAGACGACCUCGUGGGCCAUACUUUCUUCCUGAAAUUAGUGGACAUCGUCUCGCACAAGGGAGUUUUAUGGGAUCAGGAGCUGUACAUCGACUUUGAAUACAACCAGGACCGCUCGUUCUUCCACUCUUUUGAGUGCGAGGAGUGCUAUUUUGGGCUGCUGUUCGAGGACAAAAGCGAGGCCACGAGUUUCUACAAGAAGGUCCAAAAUCGCGAUAAGCACGGCUCCAAACAGACCGUGCAGAACAAGCACGGUGUUGAGCUGAAGAAGGAACCCAUCCAGGUGAACAAGGUCGGAUUUAGAGGCGACAUGUCUGGGCUCGAAAACGAGCAGAGAACAAGACGCACCAAGGGCCUUAUCUACUACGAGGACGAGCCUCCUCCAGAGUGGAGGUCUCUGUACAGAGAGCUGGAAAGCGUGGGCAUUACCGAGGACAUGAUUGCUGAAAAUAGAGAGUUCAUCAAGAACUACAUUGCUCAGACAGGGGGCCCGCUCGUCGGCUUGGAGCCGCCAAUUCCUCGCAAAUACCAGUACAAGUCGGCUCAAAGGUCAACAAGCGGAGCCAGCAAUACGAACACAAUAUCGAAGAAGGCACCGCCGCCGCCGCCGCCUCCAGCAGCCCAGAAGAGAUCGUCCACGCCGGACCUGCCCAAAAGUGAUACUCCUUCGGCAAUUCCUUCGACCAUCCCUUCGAGACAGGAUACGCCGGUGUCGGAUCUCGAAAUGCCAACUCCUCCAGCGCCGGCUAAUCCAGCUCCUGCCCCCACCGCAGCUCACUCAAUUCCCCCCCCUACACACCACAACGUUCCAGCUCUUGACUACAUGCCACAUACACUAAGACAGCGCCAGAGCCAGGAUGCGCCACUUCCGCCUGAGCCACAGCAGCACAGAGCAGUCCCUCUGCCUCCUCCUAGAGCCAGUGCAGCACCACCACCACCGCCUCCUUCGAGGAACCCAGUGCCCCCUCCUCCUCCAUCAAGAACACAACCACAGCUACCUCCAAGAGAGUCUCGACCAGCGCCUGUUCCGCCUCCCCCACGUAGAGGCCCUGCGCCACCUCCACCUCCUUCCAGAUCGAGACCGCUGCCUGUACCUCAGACAUCGUCUCCAACGACAACUCACCCCGUCGCGUCGCCGUCUCCUCAGGCUGUUCCUCACCAUCCGAAUCCUGUGCCACCAGCCAAUUCGCUGCCUCCAUCCCAGCAACAGACCCAAUCGCCGUACACACAAGCUUCUUCCAUCCCUAUAGCUCCUCCACCACCACCCAUGCAAUCAGCUACCUCUCAACCUUCGCAGUCAGCUCCUCCGCCACCUCCACUUCCCCCAACAGCUCCUCAGUCAGCCUCUGUUCCUCCACCUCCCCCAGCUAUGCCUUCUGCACCUGCACCGCCUGCUAACGAAACGGCAGCAAGUCCUCCUCCUGGCGCACAGCUCGACGGCAGAGACGCUCUGCUAGCCUCGAUUCGCAAUGCAGGCGUCGGCUCUCUAAGAAAAACAGACAAGUCCCAGCUUGAGAAGCCGAAUGUGCUGCUUCAGGAAGCCCGUGGCGAAGCGCCAAAGCAGCCUGCCUCCACGGCUGCUCCAGGCCAACCGGCCUCGCUCGCAGACGCCCUUGCCGCUGCUCUCAGCAAUAGAAAAGCCAAAGUCGCAAACAGCGACGAUGAAGACGAUGGCGACUGGUGA
Molecule: messenger RNA, 1833 nt
Organism: Ogataea angusta
Lineage: Eukaryota; Fungi; Ascomycota; Pichiomycetes; Pichiales; Pichiaceae
Exons: 1
Coding region: 1-1833 (610 amino acids)
Molecular function (GO): actin binding
Source: RefSeq, a predicted model, not a curated record